CCACCCCCCAACAAUGUAGAGUCGCGAUGGCAGCGCUGACUCCAUACACGUAUAUCCAAUGUCCAUGCUCGGAUUUCUCGACGCUCGGCCGGCCAUCAGACCCUAACCCACCGACGGGCACCGAGGCCGAGGUCGACGACGACGGCGACGACGACCGCACCUUUGACCCCCGUGCCCCGCGUGCAAACUACAGCCUCUACCCACUCGAGUACCUACUGUACUGCGAAGACUGCCACCAGAUCCGAUGCCCCCGUUGUAUUGCCGAGGAGAUUGUGACCUACUACUGCCCAAAUUGCCUGUUUGAGGUGCCGAGCAGCAACCUCAAGAGCGAAGGGAACAGAUGCACCCGCAGCUGCUUUCAGUGCCCAGUAUGCAUCGGCCCGCUCGCAGUGACGAGCGUCGAGACGAAACCCGACCCGAGCCUGCUGGCCGCCCCGGACAACGCCGCCGCCCCCCACGCCGGCCCGUACGCACUGACCUGCUCCUACUGCGCCUGGAGCUCGGCCGAGGUAGGCAUCCAAUUCGAGAAGCAGAACGGCAUACACGCCCAGCUGGCCAAGCUGCGGAACGGGGGCGCGACGAGGUUGACGGCCAAGGAGCGGAAAGAGCGGCGUAAGGAUCCGUCCUACCGUUCCCAGCACACAACGGAGGGCCCAGGCGCACCGCACGAGACGGAGGACCUGGACCUCGAGACGCAGUUUGCCAACCUAAAGGCAUUCCACCAGGGCCAGCUCGUGGACCCCAACUCGGCCGACACCGGGCUCACGGCCCUGGGCGACCUCGGCUUCUCCUCCCCGACCUCGCUCUCGCGCAUCAUGAGCAUCUACACCGGCGGCAGCUUACAAGACAAGAAGGCCAAGUCGCGGGUCGGCGCCAUGCGGGAAGCGCUGGACGCCAACGAGGGCUUCCAGGUGGCCAGGCUAGACGAGUCGGCCGCCAUCGAGGCGCUGCGGUCCGAGGGCCACGACGGCACCGCGUCGGCCGCCCAGCUCGCCGACCAGCCCCCGAACCUCGGCGAGGGCCACCUCCACGGCCGCGGCCGCUUCACGCCGGGGCUCCGCCCGAUCCCCUACCUCCUGCGCACCAAGCGCUCCAAGCGCUGCCCCGUCUGCCGGCACAUCAUCAGCAAGCCCGAGGCCAAGGUGCAGGCCACGCGCUUCCGCAUCCGCCUGGUCGCGGGCAGCUACAUCCCCAGCAUCGCCAUCCGGCCCCUGGCCCUCGGUAGCGGCAGCGGCAGCGGCGGCGGCGGCACCUCCGCCUCCGGGCCCGCCGUCCCGGGCGCCCUGCUCGAGCCGCUGCGGCCCGCGCACUACCUGCUGACCUUCAAGAACCCCAUCUUCGAGACCAUCAAGGUCACGCUCGGCGCCCCGGCAAAGACCCCGGGCCGCCUCGCCAGCAAGGUGACGGUGCUGUGCCCGGACUUUGAGAUCGACGCCAACACGGACGUGUGGGACGAGGCGCUCAACCAGGGCGGGGCCGGCGGUGGCGGUGGUGCUGGUGGUGCUGGUGGUGGUGGUGGUGGCGAACGAGAGAGGCGGCGGCGGAGGGGCGAGGACGGGGCCGCCGGUGGUGGUGGUGGUGGUGGUGGUAGCCAGAGCAACAUCAACCACCAGAACCAGCUGGAGGUGGGCAAGAUCUGGGAGCGCGGCCGGAACUGGGUCAGCAUCGUGGUCGAGGUGGUGCCGGCGUCGCUGCGCCUCGAGCCGGGGGACGCGCCGCUGACCGAGGACGAGGAUAUCCUGGAAAUACCCAUGUUUGUGCGCGUCGAGUGGGAGGGCGAGGCCGGCGGGGACGAGGUCGGCUCUGUUGCUACGAGGGACAGGGAGGCGAGGGAGAAGCGCGAGCUGGCCUACUGGUGCGUGCUGGGGCUGGGGCGCAUCCGGCCGUAGUGCUGCUGUGUGGAGUUGGGAUGCUAUACGUAGGGCUAGAGUAAAGUUUAGAUACCCCAAAAGUCAUGUUGGCAUCGCA
This is a messenger RNA of Chaetomium fimeti, 1968 nucleotides long. RefSeq names its product dynactin subunit 4. The record is from RefSeq and is a predicted model, not a curated record. Lineage: Eukaryota; Fungi; Ascomycota; Sordariomycetes; Sordariales; Chaetomiaceae. Gene Ontology annotation, cellular component: dynactin complex. Bases 27 to 1889 code for a protein of 620 amino acids. The transcript has 2 exons.